Messenger RNA from Zophobas morio, 1541 nucleotides. RefSeq lists its product as uncharacterized. The record is from RefSeq and is a predicted model, not a curated record. Bases 16 to 1530 code for a protein of 504 amino acids. Gene Ontology annotation, cellular component: box C/D methylation guide snoRNP complex; small-subunit processome. NCBI's taxonomy places the organism in Eukaryota, Metazoa, Arthropoda, Insecta, Coleoptera, Tenebrionidae. The transcript has 10 exons. Gene Ontology annotation, molecular function: snoRNA binding.
CGUUUUUAGUUGGCAAUGGUUCAAACUUUUAUAUUGUUUGAAUCUCCUUCAGGUUAUGCUUUAUUUGAAGCUAAGGGAGUGGAAGGUAUUGCUCUCAAUUCGGAAUCUAUACAGCAAAGUAUAAAAAAGUUUGAUAAUUUUGGGAAGAUUGUUAAACUCAUCGCUUUUUCACCCUUUAAGAGCGCUCGAGAUGCGUUGGAAAAUGUUAAUUGUAUUUCCGAAGGGAUAGUUUCUGAAACCUUGAAAAACUUCUUAGAGACCUACUUUCCUAAAUCUAAAUUUGGAAAGAAGGCAAGUACUCUUCUUGGUGUCGCUCACUCUUCUUUUUGCGCGCAAGUUAAAGAUGCGACGGGUAUCUUUUGCGAGUCCUCCGACGUUCAUACUGAACUUAUUCGAGGAAUACGGCAACACUUUUCAAAAUUUGUUAAAUCCCAUCGGGAAGGAGAUUUAGAGAAGGCCCAGCUAGGCCUCGGUCACAGUUACUCAAGGGCCAAAGUUAAAUUCAACGUCCACAGAAUUGAUAAUAUGGUUAUCCAAGCCAUUUCUCUCUUGGAUCAGUUAGAUAAAGAUUUAAAUAAGUUUGCUAUGCGGGCAAAGGAAUGGUACGGCUACCACUUUCCCGAACUUGCUCGCUAUUGCGAAGACAACCACACUUACGCCCUUUGCGCUCGAGCCGUCGGUAACCGCAGCCACGCCAGCGACGACUCCGACGUACUUGAAAAGUUGGAGGAGAUUCUCCACGAUUCCGAUAAGGCCCUCCAGAUCCUCCGCGCCUCGAAGAUGUCUAUGGGUUACGAUAUUUCUGAUUUCGACUAUAUUCACAUACAAAUGUUCCUGGAAAGAGUUGCCCGUCUCAGCGAAUACAGAGGAGAGCUUCACGUUUAUUUGCGCGAGAAAAUGAACACGGUGGCCCCCAACUUGUCAGAGCUUAUUGGCGAAAUUGUGGGAGCGCGGCUGAUUGCGCAGGCGGGCAGCCUCACCAACCUGUCGAAAUGUCCCGCCUCCACCGUGCAGAUCCUCGGCGCUGAGAAAGCCUUGUUCAGGGCUUUGAAGACACGCGGAAAGACCCCCAAGUACGGGCUCCUGUACCACUCGUCGUUCAUUGGAAGGGCAACGCAGAAGAACAAAGGCCGGAUAUCGCGGUAUCUCGCCAAUAAGUGCGCCCACGCAUCGCGGAUCGACUGCUUUAUGGAAGAGCCAACCAACGCGUUUGGGAAGGCGCUGCACUCUCAAGUAGAAGAGCGGCUCCACUUCUACCAGACAGGAGCGACCCCGAAGAAGAACAUUGAAGUUAUGCGAAGCGUUAUAUCUGAGCUGAACAGAGCCGCCAGCAGCAAAGACGAGGGAGAAGAAAGGGUCAAGAAGUCGAAGAAAAAGAAAAAGAAAGAUAAAAAGAGCAGCAAAACAAACAAACUGAAAAGGAAGCUGGAAGAUACGGAAGACGAUACGGCUAUUAAGUCUAAAAAGAAGCUAAAGACCCUUCCCACGCCUGAGAAGGUCUCCAAGAAAAAAAAGGACAAGAAGAGCUAAACGAUAAUAAA